UUCGCCUGCAGCUGGGGCGCCGAAGGAGCUCGGGCCGGCGGCAGGCGAACUGUGCGUGAACGCGCCUGCGGGGGACUUGGCCAUCGGUGCCCCGGAACCCGGGGAGGAAGAACCUGCAGCGCCCCAUCCUCACCCCCUCCACCACCAUUUCGGGGACCCCUCAGGGAGUGGUUUUGGGGUUCCCACUGACUUCUAAGAAGGACGCGUGCCCUUCUCCGACCCCAGCUCGGGCGGCCACCUGUCUUUGCCGCGGUGACCUUUCUCCCAUGACCCUGCGGUGCCUCGAGCCCUCCGGGAAUGGCGCGGAAGGGGCGCAGAGCCAGUGGGGGACCGCGGGGUCGGCGGAGGAGCCGUCCCCAGAGGCGGCGCGGCUGGCGAAGGCCCUGCGGGAACUCAGUCACACAGGUUGGUACUGGGGAAGUAUGACUGUUAAUGAAGCCAAAGAGAAAUUAAAAGAGGCACCAGAAGGAACUUUCUUGAUUAGAGAUAGUUCGCAUUCAGACUACCUAUUAACAAUAUCUGUUAAGACAUCAGCUGGACCAACUAAUCUUCGCAUCGAAUACCAAGAUGGGAAAUUUAGAUUGGACUCUAUCAUAUGUGUCAAGUCCAAGCUUAAACAGUUUGACAGUGUGGUUCAUCUGAUCGACUACUAUGUUCAGAUGUGCAAGGAUAAGCGGACAGGCCCAGAAGCCCCCCGGAAUGGCACUGUUCACCUUUAUCUGACCAAGCCACUCUACACGUCAGCACCACCUCUGCAGCAUCUCUGUAGACUGACCAUUAACAAGUGUACCAGCAGCAUCUGGGGACUGCCUUUACCAACAAGACUAAAAGAUUAUUUGGAAGAAUAUAAAUUCCAGGUAUAAGUGUUUCUUUGUUUUCUAAACAUGCCUC
Molecule: messenger RNA, 891 nt
Organism: Dama dama (fallow deer)
Lineage: Eukaryota; Metazoa; Chordata; Mammalia; Artiodactyla; Cervidae
Product: suppressor of cytokine signaling 2
Exons: 1
Coding region: 267-863 (198 amino acids)
Biological process (GO): intracellular signal transduction; phosphatidylinositol phosphate biosynthetic process
Cellular component (GO): phosphatidylinositol 3-kinase complex
Molecular function (GO): 1-phosphatidylinositol-3-kinase regulator activity
Source: RefSeq, a predicted model, not a curated record